Molecule: messenger RNA, 621 nt
Organism: Tetrahymena thermophila SB210
Lineage: Eukaryota; Ciliophora; Oligohymenophorea; Hymenostomatida; Tetrahymenidae
Product: transmembrane protein, putative
Exons: 3
Source: RefSeq, a predicted model, not a curated record
AUGCUACAGUAUUUAUUUGUUAGUGCUUAAAAUAAGUUAUAAAUAAAAAAGAUAAGUGGCUUCUUUGUUUAAUUUAUAUAUACUAGACUUAUCAAUUUUUUAGUAUAAUUUUUAAUUAUAUUUUAAUCAGAUAAAUAUCAUGUUAUCAUUCAAAAUAUAUUAUAUUUAAAAAUAAUUAAAUUGAGUUUAGAAUCAGUGUAAUUGUUCAAAAAUAGAAUUUAUAAAAAGAUUUAAAAAAUUAAAAUUAAUAAAAAUAAGAUCAUUAAAUUUUUUAUUUCAAACUAGCUUCAAAUGAUAUGGUUUUUAGCUAAAAAUAGACAUAAUAGAACGAAUACUAAUUUUGAAUUGCUUAUAUUUAAUUUAAUCUCAUAUUUUGUAGGACAAGCUUUAUUGAUAACAUUAAAAAUAUAAGCAAAUUUUAACAAACUCGAAUGUAAACAGAAAUAAAAGUCUAUAAGGAAUUAAAAAAUGCAACUCAGUUAAGAAGUCUUUUUAUUUGUUUUAUAAAGAUUAUUUUAAUUCAAAAUUUCAUAUAACCAGCAAAUAUAAAAUUUAAAACAGCAUAUACAAAUAGUUAGCAAAUAUUCCUUUAAAAUAGUUUUCUGUUCGAAUUAAAGCUGA